This is a messenger RNA of Hyposmocoma kahamanoa, 1657 nucleotides long. RefSeq lists its product as uncharacterized. Bases 105 to 863 code for a protein of 252 amino acids. The record is from RefSeq and is a predicted model, not a curated record. The transcript has 3 exons. Lineage: Eukaryota; Metazoa; Arthropoda; Insecta; Lepidoptera; Cosmopterigidae.
UAUCACGUAAAGAAUUAAUGUAAUUUACCUAUGUAGUUUUUAAAGAUCUUAUGGCAAUCCAAAGUUGCCGCUGUAGACUAUUACGAAAACCAUAGUGUGCGUAAAUGAGAGUUUUAGUGUUAGUACUCUUGACUACAGCGUCAGUGUGGACAUUUCCUCAAAGAAGAACAGAUGAGAAGCAGCCUAAUUUGUCUCAUUUUGUGCAUCAUAUACAAGAAAAAAAUCUUAAUAAAGUUCGAGAAAUCCAAAGGGAUUGUAAAGGAAAGUGCGCUGCCAAUAUAGCACAGAAAGCCGCUGCAGAAGCGAAGGCUGCGCAGCAGGCCCAGAACGCGGCAGGUGCACAGGCGGCGCACAUGGUAAAAACUCAACUAGCCGAGAAAGCGCUUCAGGCAGCCAAAGCGGCUGAAGCAGCUUUGGCUGGAAAACAGGCGGUAGUAGAACAGUUACAACAAGAAGUAAAAGAAGCAGAAGCCGUGGUAGCGGAGAAUACCGCAGCAGUUCAUCAACAGCAGGGCACAGUUAACGCUGCCAUUCAGCUAGCACAGCAGGCCUCUGUUCAGCACAAACUAUUAUGUCAAGCUGCGGAACUUGCGGGCCAGCUUGAGAAGAGUGCACGUUGUGUACUAGAAAAGACUAAGUUUGGCUUGCAAGAGAAAAGUCAUAAUCUAUCGGAAGCUAGAGCAAGGUUGGCACACCUACAACACAAACUGCAGUGCGCCUGCGCGGAGUGCGCCGCAACGAAGCAGGCAGCGCAUUGCGCCUGUGAGGCGGCGCGCGCCGCUUGCGGCAACGCUCGGAGAAAGCGACGCCUGACAAAACGAAAUACGUCUUUAACGCAUCACUCUAAACCUAGACGAUGGUAAUUUUUUAAGGAAACUGUUUUUAAGUAUUUACGUACACCUAUAUAUUCUACAUAUAUAUCACGAUAUAAUGACGAUAUACGAUAUUGUCCCUGUGGUCAAGGCCUAUCAAAAUUGCUAAAGGUUAUAUAAUAAUUGCUGCAACUUAACCUUUUAUGAUUUUUUUCAUUAAUUGCAAUUUCAAUAAAUUUAGUACUCACAUGAUUGGGUCUUGAAGUGUUGCAAAGUUUCCUGAAACUGCACAUUUCACAUUUCUUUCUUUAUGAUCGAAGAGUAAAGAUAAAGGUAUUAUUAUAUAAAAGGAAGAUAUUCUAAGGAAGAUUUAAAAAAAUACAUGUAUGAAACAAGAGAGUGAAAGGCUGAUACUGUACUCACUUUUACUUGUUUCCUUUUUUGUGUAUGGAACUUGAUAAAUUAGUUUCGUUGAAGACAAGUUUUGCCAUUUUGUUAGGUCCUGACUAAAAGCUGUAAGCAUUCACAGUAUGUAGUAUUACUCGUAUUUGCAGUUCACCAUGUGGUCAUAAAUCAUUAAUAUGUGUUAAUAGCCAAGCCUUUUUGUCACAACCAUAUGCUGAAGUUAAAUAAAUACUUAACUUUGAUUUUCCAUUUGUACGUAUUGUAUUAGUUUAAGAUGGACUGAUUAUUAUAAAAGAUUGCGUGGAUAAUUUUGUUGGUCGAGAUUUUAGAUUAAUUUAGUUUAUUUUAGUUUUGUAAAUGAAGAGAAUGAGCUGUCAUUAAGCUUUUGAUAGAACUUUGUUUAAGCUUCUGAUAAUAUAGUAUUAGAUCAUGUAUAUCGU